Messenger RNA from Emiliania huxleyi CCMP1516, 994 nucleotides. RefSeq lists its product as hypothetical. Bases 39 to 869 code for a protein of 276 amino acids. The transcript has a single exon. The record is from RefSeq and is a predicted model, not a curated record. Lineage: Eukaryota; Haptophyta; Isochrysidales; Noelaerhabdaceae.
CCUCAGCCCUUGCCCUGGUACCCUCCCCUGGUGCGGAGAUGGCCCUGGAGUCCAACGAGCGAAUGGACAGCCUGCUUGCCGGCCUCGCUGGCCUGUCUGUCGGUCCAGCUGGCGGGUCCGCGCGCAACCCGCUCGUUCUCGACGACGCCGACGAGCUGCCGGUUGCCGAGCGUACCCGUCCUGUGGUGGACUCGUCGUUCCGGCCAAUGAUCGCGAGCGACGAGGUGAAAAGGCUGCUCCGAGCGCGCGGCGCGCGGCUCGGCGGCGCUUCGAUGGACGGCAAUUGCGCGCAGCGGUCCAUCCUCUGCUCUGUGGGUCGCAUCUCGCAGGCCGACGCGCUCGCGCCGGCGGGCAAGCGAAUCCGCGAUGAGCGGCGGCAGGUCGUGGACCGAAUUGUCUCUUGCGGCACAGAUGCCGACGAGGAGCGACUGGGCACCUCGCUGCCGCAGAUGCGGCGGCACCUCGGACUGCCAGCCGACCCGGCGCAGGCCGAGGCUGCGCUCGCCGCCUUUCGCGCCUCUGGCUAUUGGACCUCGACGGGCGCUGCCUUCACCCUCUUUCUAUGGGGUCUCGCCGACCUCGUCGACCGGCCAGUGGUCGUGCUGCACCGCGACACCGCGACGGAGAGCGUGGUCGACCCCGUGUGCGUCUACCGCGCCCGCCGCCCGCUCGCGGGGCCCGGAGAGGGGCUGCGGGCCGAAAACCGGGGCGUGUUUGCGAUGCUGCCGUUCAGCGACGUGCUCCGUGCGCUCGAUGACUGGCGCGAGGCGGGUGACGGGCCGGACUCGUCGCGCACAGACCCGCCAGUUGCCAUCGUUGAGUUCGUACCCGGCCAUUUUUCGCCGUUCGUGAUCUCAAGGAACUCAUAAUUUUAACGUAGGUCGACGAGGUAGUCGCGACCCAGUGUGUGUACUAUGUGUGCUCUGUCGAGUGUCGUGUCUCUGUAAAGAUAAACAACACGUGUGCUGCAUGUGCACACGUCGGUGUGACGUGU